AUGGCCCUGGGGCUCUUCCGGGUGUGCCUAGUGGUGGUGACGGCCAUCAUCAACCACCCGCUGCUGUUCCCGCGAGAGAACGCCACGGUCCCCGAGAACGAGGAGGAGAUCAUCCGCCAGAUGCAGGCGCACCAGGAGAAGCUGCAGCUGGAACAGCUGCGCCUGGAGGAGGAGAUGGCGCGGCUGGCGGCCGACAAGGAGGCCGAGAAGGAGGCGCUGGAGCGGGUGGCGGAGGAGGGCCAGCAGCAGAAUGAGAACCGCACUGCCUGGGACCUGUGGAGCACUCUCUGCAUGAUCCUCUUCCUGGUGAUCGAGGUGUGGCGGCAAGACCACCAGGACGCGCCCUCGCCCGAGUGCCUGGGCUCGGACGAGGACGAGCUGCCCGACCUGCAGGGCGCCGCGCUCCGGGGCCUCACCCUGCCCAACAGGGCCACGCUCGACCACUUCUACGAGCGCUGCAUCCGGGGGGCCACGGCUGACGCCGCCCGCACCCGGGAGUUUGUGGAAGGCUUCGUGGAUGACUUGCUGGAAGCCCUGAGGAGCCUGUGCAGCCGGGACUCGGACAUGGAGGUGGAGGACUUCAUCGGCGUGGACAGCAUGUACGAGAACUGGCAGGUGAACAAGCCUCUGCUGUGCGACCUCUUCGUGCCCUUCAUGCCCCCGGAGCCCUACCACUUCCACCCAGAGCUCUGGUGCUCCAGCCGCUCCGUGCCCUUGGAUCGCCAGGGCUACGGCCAGAUCAAGGUGGUCCGGGCCGACGAGGACACGCUGGGCUGUAUCUGCGGCAAGACCAAGCUUGGAGAAGACAUGCUGUGUCUCCUCCAUGGCAGAGACAAUGUGGUGCGCCGCGCCAGCAAGGCCGCAGACCUGCUGUGUGCCCCCGACUCCCCAUACCUGGACACCAUGCGCGUCAUGAAGUGGUUCCAGACCGCCCUCACCAGAGCCUGGCACCGCAUCGCCCACAAGUACGAGUUCGACCUGGCCUUUGGCCAGCUGGAUACCCCGGGGUCCCUCAAGAUCAGGUUCCGCUCAGGGAAGUUCAUGCCCUUCAAUCUCAUUCCCGUGAUCCAGUGUGACGACUCUGACCUGUACUUCGUCUCCCACCUUGCCCGGGAGCCCGGCGAGGGGACCCAGGCACCCAGCACCGAUUGGCUCCUGUCCUUCGCUGUCUAUGAGCGCCACUUCCUCAGGGUAACUUCGAAGGCGCUGCCCGACGGCGCCUGCCACCUCAGCUGCUUGCAGAUCGCCUCCUUCCUGCUCUCAAAGCAGAGCCGCCUGACCGGUCCCAGCGGGUUGGGCAACUACCACCUGAAGACCGCCCUCCUGCACCUCUUGCUCGCCCGGCGGCCCGCCGAUUGGAAGGCCGAGCAGCUGGACACUCGUCUCCACGAGCUGCUCUGCUUCCUGGAGAAGAGCCUGCUGGAGAAGAAGCUCCAGCACUUUUUCAUCGGCAACCGCAAGGUGCCAGAGGCCAUGGGGCUCCCUGAGGCCGUGCGCAGGGCAGAGCCUCUCAACCUCUUCCGGCCCUUUGUCCUACAGCGAAGUCUCUACCGGAAGACAGUGGACUCCUUCUAUGAGAUGCUCAAGAAUGCCCCAGCACUCAUUAGCGAGUACUCCCUCCAUAUCGCCUCAGACCAUGCCAGCCUGCCCCCCAAAACUGUCAUCUUGUAG
Molecule: messenger RNA, 1671 nt
Organism: Rangifer tarandus platyrhynchus (Svalbard reindeer)
Lineage: Eukaryota; Metazoa; Chordata; Mammalia; Artiodactyla; Cervidae
Source: the annotation of a GenBank genome assembly